AUGACAAGAAAGCGAAAGCAAAAGAAUGGAAAUGAACGAUCAGAUACUCUGAUAGCUGGUGAGGAAGAGAUAAGUUGUCCAACACAUGUCAAACGGAAUGUGGGAGUCAAAAAGAGUGAAGCACUAACAAAUCUUGAAGAUCGUAAGGAUUGUGUCGAGGAAGAGUUACAAACUGCUCAUUCAUCGGAAUCCUCGCUAAUUAAUGUAGUAAAUGCUCAAGUUUUCAACUUAAUUUUAACUAUAACCUUACCAGUGAAAAGAUAUGCACAUUACCAUAAUUUGUGUCCGGAAUUGAUUAAAGGUAUUGACCAUAAUGGUAGUAUGAUGUUUCUAGAUAUUAAAGCUGGUAGUUCUACUCGUCGACGUUUGAAAAAAUUCCGUUUGUCCCUGCAUGAUUUCUUAAUGACUGAAAAAGGUGAUAGAGUCUUAAGCUGUGGUGAAGGUGAACAGCUCGGGCAUCCAGGACGCAUUGUUACUCGGAAACCAAGAGCUAUCUGUACACUGCCUGAAGGAAAGUUGAUUACACAGGUAGUUGCUGGUGGGGUUCAUUCUCUUGUAUUGAUGGAAGAUGGUACAGUGUAUGGUUGUGGAAUAAAUGAAAAAGGCACUGUACCGGGAGAAGGUGUCGGUCAAGAGGAGACUAUUGAUGUGUUAACUCCAAUCAAAUUCAAUGACUCACUCAUACAACAACAUGGAAAAGUGGUCAUGCUCACUGCUGGAGCCAGUUUUUCUGCAGCUCUUACCGAAAAAGGUAGUGUUGUAGCUUGGGGAAACAUACGAGGUAUGUCAGGUUGUAUUGAAAGUCAUGAAACUUUGUUGGAGAUGGAAAAGCACCCAGUGAUAAUCGUUCAGCACCAGCAAAAAGUAAUCGUAAAGAUUGCGGCAGGUGAAAAUCAUUUGGUCAUGCUAACUGAAAAUGGUGAAGUACUAACAUUUGGUGAUGGUUCGGUAGGUCAGUUGGGCAGAUGUUCACGAGUAUCAAAUAUUCGUUCACGGAGAAUGGUGAGUACUUCGCCCGAUUCUUUGAAAAUCUCUGUUUACGACAAGAAAAAGAAGAAAUUGGUUGUGUUCAACAACAUCAUGGCUGGUGGGUAUUGGACUGCUGCCCAUUCAAUCGAUGGAACUCUGUAUGUAUGUGGCUUGAACAAUUUCGGGCAGCUAGGAGUACCGAUUCCAGAAUUCCAUGAAGAGAAAGGUAACGAGCCAGAGCUGAAAAUAAUGCAUCCAGUUAAAGCAACUGCAUUUGAGAAGAGGGUCGUAGUGGACAUAAGUGGUAUUCAGCAUGUAUUGGCACUUACUGCAGAAGGUAAAGUAUAUGGCAUUGGUAAAAAUACGGACAAUGCGCUUGGAUUGGGGACAUGGAGUGGUAAGGAAGAUGGUGAUCAUUGGAAGUACUCUGAGCUGCAGAAUAUCAAUAUACCAGGAAUCGUCAGAGGAGUAUCAGCCAGUCUCGGUUGUUCGAUUAUUUGGACUGAUAAUGGUGAUGCUUAUUCAUGGGGUUACGACUCUUCUGGACAGCUAGGAUUGGGUAUUAAGGAUGAUGAUGACAAGAUGAUUCCUGAACCACAGAAGAUCACUUCGGUACAUCUUGAUGGUUAUCGCAUUAUCGGAGUGUCGCUAGCGGACAAUCAUGCUCUGUUUCUUGCUAAAAAGUUGAUUAAAUAA
This is a messenger RNA of Thelazia callipaeda (thelaziosis nematode), 1665 nucleotides long. NCBI's taxonomy places the organism in Eukaryota, Metazoa, Nematoda, Chromadorea, Rhabditida, Thelaziidae. The record is from the annotation of a GenBank genome assembly.